Molecule: messenger RNA, 2175 nt
Organism: Lineus longissimus
Lineage: Eukaryota; Metazoa; Nemertea; Pilidiophora; Heteronemertea; Lineidae
Product: protein AATF-like
Exons: 12
Coding region: 39-1700 (553 amino acids)
Biological process (GO): regulation of transcription by RNA polymerase II
Cellular component (GO): nucleus; nucleolus
Source: RefSeq, a predicted model, not a curated record
UCGCAACAUAGUCAAAAUCGCGAACUAUAAUUUUCAGCAUGACCACGCUCGCUGAACAAAUUGCUCAACUUUCCAACCCAACUCCCGUUUUUGAAGACCCCGAAGAUGCAGAUGAUCAAGGAGCUAAACUGGUGGAGAGGUUCGAGGAUGAAGAAGCAGAGUUAGGAGAAGAUGUCACUGUAAGCAAGUUACGUCGUCAGACUUCAGGACUACUAGCAGAAUCGGACAGACGGUAUGCUGGGAAGAAAGUGUCCAGAAUUAAGGUUGUCGAUACCCUUAGGAAAAUGGAUGGUGAUAGUCAAGAAGAUGAGGAGAGGAUUGCAUCUGAUGCUGACUUGGAUGCUGAUGAUGGUGAUGACGAUGACGAUGAUGAAAGUGAUGAUGAUGAUAGUGAUGAUUCCACUGGAGACAACCAGGUGUCUGAUGAGGAGGAGGAGAUAGACCUUGGUGAAUUCAAAGCACAACUGAAAAUCAAGGGCACUCAACAUUUUAGUUUUAAAGACGAUGGCGACUUUGGAAAAUAUGCAGAUGAUGAUCUGGUGGAUGAAGGGAGUGAUGAUGAUGCCAACGAUAGUGAUGAUGAUGACUAUGAUAGCGAUGAUGAUGAAAGUGCUCAGAGUGAAGGUGAAGAAGAGACUGCUGAAGAAGAAGGAGUGGAACAGUUCUCAAAAGCAAAGGUGGAUGAGGAAAUUCAGAAGGGCCAGGCAGCUCGAGGACAGCUAGGUCUAUGGGAUGGUCUCCUCGAAUCCCGAAUCAAGAUACAGAAAGCCCUCAUCCAAGUCAACAAAUUACCACAGCAUACAACAUGGAAGGCGUUCUCACAGAAAGGUGGACAGGACUUCAAACAAGCUGCUAAUGAGAGUCAGACUGCGCUCAAAACCCUCCUUGAUCAGUUGGUGAAUCUGCAGACGGCCUUACUCCUACAGAAUCCUGAGACGAGGCAUAUUGUGGAAGGACACGGCAAGCCCCAAAAGAAUGAUGCUGAUGAUGAGGAGAUACCGAGUGACUCGGAGAUUGAAUCUGAUGAUGAGGAAAAAAAGCCAGCAGUGCAGGCAAGGAAGAGGAAGAUACCAUUAGAUGAAUAUCCUGAGUUCUUAGCCAAACGCCACAAAGAUUUCCAAAGUUACAGGAACCAAACAAUCCAGAAAUGGAAUGAGAAGACACAGCUUGCCUCGGGGAAGAUGAGCAGUAAAUUCAGUGCCUUUGACCAGUCUGCUCUCCAACAGAUUCAACAGAUUCUCUCUGACCGAGGUCGACUCCUGAAGCGAACACAAGUGCGGCGGAGCACUUAUCGUGUUUUUGGCAAGAGUGAAGAAGAAGAAAAGCUCAUCCUGGAUGAAAAUGUUACUGAGGCCCUGCCGCGACGUCAGCAUCUUCAGCAGGAAGAUACAGAGAUCUUUGAUGAUGAUGACUUCUAUCAUCAGCUGUUGAGAGAGCUCAUUGAAAGGAAAUCGAGUGAUACUGAUGACCCAGCUACCAUUAGCAGGCAGUGGCUUGAGGUGCAAAAGCUACGAGGGAAGGUAAAGAAGGAAGUGGACCGAAAGGCAAGCAAGGGCAGAAAGCUCAGAUUUGACAUUCAUCCAAAACUUGUCAACUACAUGGCAUCCUAUGAUACCAGCUCAUGGGUGGAGGAAUCAAGAGAUGAACUAUUCAACUCCUUGUUUGGUGGGAAGGCAAAACAACCAGCAGCUGAGAGAUGACAAGUCUUAUGCAAUCAAUCACGCAUCAUGGAAAAAAAUUGAACAGGCUAUAGAGGCAUUAUCCAAAUGGUGAAUUUGUCCUUCUUGAACGUUAUAUGGGAUGAGUCAGGUUAAUGCAAGGACUAUAUGAUUACAGAUAAUUGUCAGUUACUUUUGUAGGAAGUGAGAUGACAUUCAGAGUUUUUUGUACAGAUCUAGUAUAAUUGUAAUUCAACGUGGUUAAUCAUAUUACCACAAAAGUACUGGAACUCUUGUAUUGUUGAAUAAAUUUCAUAAACAUGAGAUUCAGAGUGUUUCAUAAUUGGUUUCCACAGCAAGACCUCAACAUUGAUAAAAGGUAAUUUGAGAACACGGUUGCGUUAUCACAUCAUAAGUCAUUCAGAAAUGGCUUGGCUUAAGUGGAGGAGAUUAUGUUAUGAACAGUUGAUGAGAUAAUCAAUUUGGACCAGCAGAGAAGAUAGUGAGGAUAAAGAAC